CUGAUAUGCAAUAGUGACUCAUAUUUUACAAAACUGAUUUAUUGCUUCUUUUACUAUGAUAAACUUUAUGAAAUGUGUUUAAUUUACAGUUUGAUGUAAAGUGUUCAUUGGAAGGAGCUUGUAACUUCCGGGUAAAAAUGGCACCUGAAAAAGACCAAGUGUUUUUGAAAGAGCCGCAAGCUUAUGUUAGAUCAUUGGCCUUAACUGCAAGUAAUGUUACAGCUGAUCGUCAAAUUCCAAUCCGCCGCUACUUCAGAUCUGGGUCUGAAAUGCUGAGAAUGGCUAAAAUGUACCUUGAUGAAGGUCAACUAGAAAAUGCCUUCAUUUUAUAUACAAAGUAUACUACAUUAUUUAUUGAGCAAAUACCAAAACACCCUGAAUAUUCGACUCUGUCAGAUUUGGAGAAGAAUGAUACAAGAAAGAAAUUACAAUCCUGUUUGGGUGUUGCUGAAAAAGUUAAGGCUGCUCUUUUACUUUCUUACACGAAGAAGUACGAAAAAUGGAAGGAAGAAAAGGAAAGACAAGAUGCUGAAGAAAAACUGAGACAGUUACAAUUGCUAGAAAUCGAAGAAAAACAAAGGAAAGAACAAAAAAUAAGAGAAGAAUUUGAAAAGGAAAAAAAUUGGAGGCUGGCACAGGGUCGAGAAAUGAUGAAAAGUACUGAAAGUAAUUCAUCUGAAGUUACUAGAAUAGAUUCCUCUUUAUCAAUGGUUGAUGAAGUGGAUAGGAGUAGCAUUUGUGAUUACCGUUCCGAGUUAGUUUCACCAACGCCAUCAUUGUAUUCCAAUCAGUCUCUACUUAGCAUUGACAGUCGAUCUAUAAGCACACCAUCAGUUGAUCGAAGCACCAAACCUAGAUCUAUUCUCAGUCCUGGUCCAGAUUCUUCAUACGUCCAUGGACUCAGGUUAGUCCUUGUUCCGUCAAGGGGUAUUGAUAUGUUCCUGAGCCUUGCCAAACCAAAUACUGAUAGGAAUGUAGAAACAUGUGGGAUAUUAGCAGGAAAGAUGUCUCACAAUCAACUUAUGGUUACGCAUCUGCUAAUACCGAAACAAACAGGUACUGCUGAUUCCUGUACAACUGAUAAUGAGGAAGAUAUUUUUAUGUAUCAAGACAAAUAUGACCUUAUUACACUUGGUUGGAUUCAUACUCAUCCAAGUCAAACAGCUUUCAUGUCCAGUGUUGAUUUGCACACUCAUUGUUCUUAUCAAUUGAUGAUGCCAGAAGCUAUUGCAAUUGUUUGUGCUCCUAAAUAUGAAAAUACUAGCAUAUUUUCUUUGACUCCUGAUUAUGGUGUUGAUUAUAUUUCUCAGUGCAGACAGAAAGGUUUUCAUCCUCAUCCAAAUGAGCCAGUUAUUUAUGAAGAAAGUAUUCAUGUGAAACUUGAUACUCAAGCUACAAUCACAGUUGUUGAUCUGAGAAAAUAAGUGCUAGCAUAUAAAAAACUUCUUUUCUAGUCGAGCUAUAUGAAUUCUUUAGUUGUAAAUAUUUUUCAAAUUAAGUUUAAAAUUGCUUUUUAUUUUCCCCUUGUAGUCUGUUCAUUAAAAUUGUCAUAAAAGCUUCUUUACUGCUUUGCAGGAGAAUAUUUUUUAUUUUGCUGCUCUGUUAACUAUCAGAAACUUCAUUACAAAAUAAAUGGAUUCCAUUUGUAUUCCUUCAUUUAACCCUUUAAGGAAGAUGACAAAAUUACUGAGGUGAGACAGGGUGAGAGGAAGUGGAUCCUAGUGAUGCUACUGUGUCUGUUAACUGAAGAAAGUACUGAUCUAGGUGGAUUAAAAUAAAGCCGCUAUUCCUCUAAGGGUUGAAACGUUAUGCCUAAAGAAGUUGGCUUAUUUAAAAUGAUAUAUUAUUAAUUAAAGAAGCUAAAUUAUUCUUUUCAUAAGCAUUCCAAGUAUUGUUAAAUUAUUUUGUGAUGUAGUUUUUAGGGCGUUACUAAUAAUAUAAAACUAUGUAAAUACUAAAUAUUUAAUAUAUUUUUAAACAAAGUAUGUACAUGUGUAUGUAUUUAGCUUAUAUUAAACCUGUGAUAGAAAUAUCAUAUUUCAAAAAUAUUUUAUAAAGUUUUAUUUAGUUUGAAAUGUAAGUAUGGGUUAGUAUUUAACCACUUCAAUUGUUCACGAAGGUUUUCAGAAAAAAAAAAAGAUAAAGAAAUUUUUACCAAAUUUUUUCAUUAAAUCUUUGGAAAUUUCCCAGUGGUUGAUGUGGUAAAAAUUUUGCAAGUACAGUAGAGUCUCGAAAAUCCGAGUCCUGAAAAUUCAACUUUCCGCUUAAUCCGAGGUACACUAUAUUUUAAGUUAUAUUUUUUAGUAGCUCAAAAUUUGAUUUUCAUUAAAAUCUGAAACUAGAAAUAUUUUUAUUGCUGUAAAACUUACAUCCUACGUACAGUGUAUAAUAAAGAUACCUUGAGAGGCUGGUUAUGUUUUGGUUGCCUUUUCCACACAAAUGCGUACAGGAACCAAGAAAAAAAUAAGUUAACAUUCGUUUAGACGCAACUAAAAGAAAAUUUAUGUUGAAAUUUGACUAAUAAAUUUUCGUGAAGACAAUAGUUCCUUCUCUUUAUGCAAGGAAGUAAAAGGUGCUCCUCUGUAUGUCUUACGAGUCGUGUAAAUUUUAAAUCUAGAAGAAUUUUCCGGAUAAACCGAAUUUUCAGUGAUCCAAGAUAAAGUGAGCCCCAAUUACCUCAGAUUUUCAAGACUCCACUGUAUAAACAUUGAGAGUAAUGGGAGGAAAAGCUUCCCACAUUCAAUAUUUGUAUUAAUGAUUGAGAUUGAUUUUUUAUAAAUGAAAUGUAAAAUAAUCUAGGAUGUAUUUUGCAAUGAAUUCUCAUCUUAAUUGCUAUUUUAAAAAGCAUAUUUCAUUUUAUAAUCUGUGUACAUUGCUAUUAAAAUAUGUUAUUGGUUUGAAUUGAAAUAUAAUUCUUUGUGAAAUAUUGAAACUGACAGAACUGUAAAGAAGCAAAGAAAAUCUUAAAUUAGAUAUAUACUUAAAGAUCUUCAAGCAUUGUUUAUACUUACAGUGAAUUCAGUGUCAUAUAUUAUUAUAAUUUUCAACAAUAUCUUGAGUCACAAGGCAGGCUAGCACUAGAGAUUUCAUGGGAGGAUUGUGUAAUUUCAUAUCAUGAUAUAUUUUAGAAUAAUAAUGUCUUUAAAUUCAUAGUUAAUGCAUAAAAAUAUAUAUAAUGUAUUAUAAUUAUACUGAAAAAGUAAUUCUGUUGUGUCUUUAUGAAUGCAAGCUGUGAUCUUUCUGUUUUGUUAAAUUAGUUUUGUUUGGCAAUAAUUGUUCUGUGUGUAAUGCACACAGGAGUUGAGGCCUUACUAUGUUGCCUUUGAUUAUUUUGUUAAUAAAAAGUAUGAUUCAUACUGUUUUUCUGCUGUUUGUUAAAUACUAUUAUAGUGUAAAUAAAUUAAAA
This is a messenger RNA of Uloborus diversus, 3406 nucleotides long. RefSeq names its product STAM-binding protein-like. The record is from RefSeq and is a predicted model, not a curated record. The coding region runs from base 138 to 1424 and encodes 428 amino acids. The transcript is spliced from 10 exons. NCBI's taxonomy places the organism in Eukaryota, Metazoa, Arthropoda, Arachnida, Araneae, Uloboridae. Gene Ontology annotation, molecular function: metal-dependent deubiquitinase activity; K63-linked deubiquitinase activity; protein binding. Gene Ontology annotation, cellular component: endosome; membrane. Gene Ontology annotation, biological process: protein K63-linked deubiquitination.